AUGGCCUCCGUCGCCCUGCUGGCGGGCGAUGCGGCGGCACGUGCUCGCGCCCACGUGGCGCUGAGUGCUGGCGCCUCCCUGGAGGAAGUGGAGGAAGCACGGCACCUGGCGGAGGACGUCCAAACGGAGCAGGCAUUCCUGUCAUGGCUCGCGUCAUCCCUGCGGAGCUGCCGACGAUAUGGGGACGCUUUACGUGGGUUUUCCUCAGUCAUCAAAUGCAUCAGUCAGCAGUCAUGA
Cladocopium goreaui is the source of this 237-nucleotide messenger RNA. NCBI's taxonomy places the organism in Eukaryota, Dinophyceae, Suessiales, Symbiodiniaceae. The record is from the annotation of a GenBank genome assembly.